AUGGCAAACAAAAAAACACUAUGUUUUACAUGCAAUAAAGAAAAAACAACACAUUCUUGUAAAGGAUGUUUAAAAUAUUUUUGUUUAUUGGAUUUAGUACAACAUCGUCAAAAAUUAAAUGAAGAACUAUGCUAUGUUAUUAAUGAUUAUGAUCAAUUUAAACAAAGAAUAGAUGAACGAAAACAAGAUCCACAAAAACAUUCAUUAAUAAAACAAAUUAACCUAUGGGAAAUAAAAUCAAUUGAAAUAAUUCAACAAAAAGCACAGGAAUACAGAGAAAUUCUCAUGAAAUCAUCAGAAACAUGUAUUAAUCAAAUUGAAAUGAAACUUAAUAAUUUAAAUGAACAAAUAAAACAAUUUCAAAAAGAAAAGGAAUUUAAUGAAAUUAAUAUAAAUCAUCUAAGUAAUCAAUUAAUAGAAAUUACAAAAGAAUUUAAUGACCCAUCAAGUGUGUCUAUUCAGCAAAAUUCACGAUCAUUAAUUAAUGAAAUUUCAAUUAUUUUAUCAAAAAAACCGAAAUUCAACAAAUGGAAACAAAAUGCUAUCACUGUGGCUGGUGGAAAUGGACUUGGACAAGAAUUCAGUCAACUCAAUUAUCCUAAAGGAAUCUUUAUUGAUGAAAUGAAAAAUAUUUUCAUAGUUGAUUAUUUCAAUCAUCGUAUUGUUGAAUGGGAAUAUAAUGCAAGACAAGGACAAAUCAUUGCCGGUGAAAAUGGGCAAGGAAAUCGAAUCGAUCAAUUGAAUUAUCCAACAGAUGUGAUUGUUGACCAACAAACUCAUUCGAUCAUCAUUGCUGAUCAAGGAAAUGGACGAGUAAUUCAAUGGUUGAAUCAAAAGCAAAAAGUUCUCAUUGAGAAUAUUGACUGUUUUGGUUUGGCAAUAGAUAAAUAUGGAUUCCUUUAUGCUUCUAAUGGUGUGAAGAAUGAAGUGAGACGAUGGAAAAUGGGAGAAUACAGCAAAGAAAUUGUAGUGGCAGGUGGGAAUGGAAAAGGAAAUAGACUCAAUCAACUCAAUCAUCCUACUUAUAUCUUUGUUGAUGAAGAUCAGUGUGUUUAUGUAUCAGAUCAAAAUAAUCAUCGUGUGAUAAAAUGGGGAAAAGAUGCAAAAGAAGGAAGAAUUGUAGCUGGAGGAAAUGGUCAAGGAAAAAAUCUCAAUCAGUUGUCUUUACCUCACGGAGUAAUUGUUGAUGAUUUAGGUCAAAUCUAUGUGACAGAUUCUCAUAAUCAUCGAAUAAUGCGUUGGUGUGAGGGGAAAGAAGAAGGUGAAAUUGUUGUUGGUGGAAAUGGUAAAGGAAAUCAAUCAAAUCAAUUGAAUCUUCCCAGUGGGUUAUCAUUUGAUGAUGAAGGAAAUCUUUAUGUUCCUGAUUAUUUGAAUCAUCGAAUUCAAAAAUUUGAAGUAAUUCCGUGA
Messenger RNA from Adineta steineri, 1407 nucleotides. Lineage: Eukaryota; Metazoa; Rotifera; Eurotatoria; Adinetida; Adinetidae. The record is from the annotation of a GenBank genome assembly.